Molecule: messenger RNA, 1305 nt
Organism: Brachypodium distachyon (stiff brome)
Lineage: Eukaryota; Viridiplantae; Streptophyta; Magnoliopsida; Poales; Poaceae
Exons: 2
Coding region: 263-904 (213 amino acids)
Source: RefSeq, a predicted model, not a curated record
GACACGUCGUCUCCCGCUCCACGCGUCCACGUCCACCCGUCCUCCUCCGCCCACCGCCUAUAUACGCCCCCGCGCCGCGCGCCUUCCUCUCCUUCUGUCUCUCUGUCUCUGUCCUCUCCGCGAACGCUAAUAAGCGACUCAUCAUCUGGUAGGCCGUGGCCAUGGCCGUCUGAGCCCGCCGGGCCGGCUGGCCGUGUCCCGCGCAAGCGCGCGCGGGCGCCAUUGAUGAGAGCAGCGCCCUUCCCGGCGGCCGGACGUCCCGAUGUCCGUUGUGGCUGCGGCGGCCGUGGGCCCCCCCGCCCCGGUGGUGGCCCCGGCCCCCGCGGUGGCGCCCUUCGGUCUGUACGGCGGCGGCGGCGGGGGAGGGGCGAGGAAGAGGAAGGACGUUGUUCGGCCGGAGGAAACGGCUGAGGACGGCGGCGGCGGCGUGCAUGGGCUGUUCGUGCUGGAGACGGUGGUCGAGGAGGAGGCGGAGGCGGAAGGAGAGCGGUCGUCCAUUGGCGCCGUGUCGGACGACGAGGCGGUGGAGGACGGGGAUGAGGCGGAGAGCUCGCCGGGGCAGAGGAAGAAGAAGGCUGGGCUCGCGUGCUUGGACGCCCUCGACGACGCCCUCCCCAUCAAGAGAGGGCUGUCGAGCUUCUUCUCGGGCAAGUCGCGGUCGUUCGCCAACCUGCAGGACGUGGUGGCCGUGGCCGGCGAGACGGGCGGCGCCAACGUGCUCGCCAAGCCGGAGAACCCCUUCAACAAGCGCCGGCGCGUCCUCCGCUGCUCCUCCAUGCGCCGGGUCUCCUCCACCUCGCUCACCGCGCUGCCGCCCUUCCUGCCGCCCGGGCCCAGACCCUCCAGCUUCAACAUCGGCAACGACGACAGCGCCACCAAUGGCGGCGGCGGCGGCAGUGGCUGAUCGAUCAGAAACAGACAGAUGAAGGAGAUCGAGGGAGGCAGUUACAGUCAGUCUGGGGGUCGUCUCAUCUGGUCAUCUCAAAUGCAUCCAUCACCAAUCGCCGUAUACAUAGAGCUUUAGGUUUCUUGAUUUGUUCUUUUGUUUUAGAUGUUAGCAGCAGCUUGCAUUGUGACAUGCAAGAGGGGAGGGAGGAAGAGCGAGUGUGAUUACCAAACAUACACAAGGUUAUGGUGCAUGUGUCAUCCUAGCUGUGCUGGCCUGUGAUCCAAUAGAAGAAGGCUAGAUUAACCUUUUUCAAGACUCAAGAGUGUAUUGUAUAUCACAAGGAAUGCAGACAAAGUCACCUUGAUUAAGCUAGUUCCCGGCCAUUUGAUCAUAAUAUUAUAUGAUGAGAAUAUCUA